UGAUAAAGAUCACAUGUUAUACAGAUACCAUUUGUGACAUUUUAAGCAAGAAUUUUAAUAGAGACGUACAGAAACACAGAGCUAUCAGAGAGAUGAAGUUCUUAAUUUUAGCUGGUGUGAUUUUUUCAAUCUGUGAGUCAAGGAAUGUAACUGUUAACACAACCUAUGGACUACUAAGGGGUGAGGUAAAAACAAUACCGGGAGAAUACCCGGAAGGUACCAUGAACAAUAUUACAAUAACGCAAUUUCUUGGGGUUCCCUUUGCCAAAGCACCGAUCAAUGAGCUUCGUUGGAAGGCACCUGUUGAACAGGACUCAUGGACUGGAGUAAAAGAUGCACUAAACUAUGGUAAUAUAUGCUGGCAGGCCUAUCGUCCAGACUUUGAGAUGUCCGAGGACUGUCUAGUUCUGAAUAUAUGGGUCCCUGGCGAUGUACCUGUUGAUGAUAUGAUGAAACUAAACCUGAGUGUCAUGCUGUACAUUCAUGGUGGAUCUUUUCAAAGUGGCACAGGAAAUUCCAGGGAUAUAAUGGGAGGUUACAUGGCUCAUGACAACAAUGUUGUCAUGGUAACUGUCAAUUAUCGUUUAGGAGUACUUGGGUUUCUAUCAACAGAAGACACAGUGGCUGAAGGUAACUACGGUCUCCUAGACAACAUUAUGGCUCUUAGAUGGGUCAAGGAUAAUAUCAAAUAUUUUGGCGGUAAUCCCAAUUCUGUGACCAUAUUUGGAGAAUCAGCUGGUGCGGCUGCAGUGUCACAUUUAAUGUUGUCUCCAAUGGCAACAGGACUCUUUCAGAGGGGUAUAACACAAAGUGGUGUUGCUACAGCAUUUUGGGCUGUUGCUAGGGAUUAUCUCAGGGAGCUGACACACAUGCUGGGCGACAAACUUACCUGUGAGAAUUCUAACUCAGAAGCCUUAAUAAAGUGCCUCAGAGAAAAGAACCCGCAAGAAAUCAUAAAUGCAACGAUACAGCUGAACACAGAGAUACAACUGAGUAGAAAUGACACACAAAGUAUAUUCCUACCCCGGAUAGAUGGUAAGGUCUUAAAUGACGAUCCAUUGAAGCUACUACAAUCAGGAGAUUUCUACCCUUAUGACUAUAUGACAGGAGUUACCAGUCACGAGGGAUGGAUGAUGUGGUACAUUACAGCUCAAGGGGUCGCUAAACCUCUACAAAAUGGAAUCAACUCGACUGAUUUCGAUAUUCUUACCAAAUAUUGGAUGCGGUUCCUUCAGCAUCCAUCACAGUGGGAAAAGGUUUCUAAAGCAAUCAAGCUAACUUAUGAUGUUUACACUAAUCAAGGAGAGAGCAUUGAGCGGUCCAAGGCAUAUGUAGACUCCAUGACAGACAGCACAUGGGCAGCAGACAAUGAAAGAUUCGUCAAAUUAUACAGCAAGAAAUCAAAGAAUGUUUACAAUUAUUAUUUCUCACCAAGAGUUUCCUAUGACCAACGUGUACUUAAUUACCCACAGCCUGUACCUGAUUGGGUCUUAGCUUCCCACGCUGAUGACAUUCCAUUUGUAUUUGGCAAGACGAAAUACACAUGGUAUGAUGUCACAACUAAUGAAGAGAGAGCACUCAGUGAUGUUGUCAUGAAGGCAUGGGCAAACUUUGCAAAAAAUGGAGACCCAGGAGUUGUAGCUGGUGUAACUUGGCCAAAGUUUACUGAAGAAAGUCCAACAUACCUUGACUUAACAACCCCCGUCACAAAUAUCACAACAAUAGAGUCAUUUCUCCCAAGAAAGAUGUCAUUUUGGCAAGACUUGGUCUGGCCCUUGUUAGAUCAACCCAAUAAAUGCACUGAUCAACCAACAGGAACUCCAAUAACAGAUGCGCCAAGCAAUACUUCGCAGUCGAUACACUAUUUUAUAUAUUCAACAAUAUUGCUUCAGUUGGGUCUCAUUCUGCAAUGGAAACUUCAAUAAUCAGGCUGCAUUUUAUGCAAACAAAUGGGUGAUUACAAAACUGUUGUAAAUAUGGACAUUGAUGCAAACAAAUGGGUGAUUACAAAACUGUUGUAAAUAUGGACAUUGAUUGAGUUGCUCGUACAUCUAGGAGACAAGUGAUAAAGGGCAACAUUCAAAAAUAUUGCAAAGAUCCAACACUUAAGCAAAUUAAGCAGCAUUAUAACACUGAACCAAAAUACACAAAUUACAGAACAACAACAGCAAUGUCUUACUUUGAAAACUCGUUAAACUUUGUGUGUUUUUGUGUCAGUUAUUUGUGAACAGAAUUUUUUCCAACUGCCUUAGAAGAGACUUUUUUGUGUUUUUGUUUCUCAAAAUACAUCUAGAGGUGAUUUUUUUUUUUUUUUUAUUAAUCAUCAUUAUUUUAUUCCAGUAAAACAAGUUGACAAAACUAUACAAUUGCCAAAGUCUAGUGACAUUGUCUGCAAUUUUGAAUGUAAUCUAUAGGAAUGUUAUUUAAAUUUUACACAAUAAGUUGUUUUCACAUUAUGUUAUCGUUAAAAUAGAUGAGAAAAAAGUCAAUAAAAUACCACUUAACUACACUUGUAUAUCUUAAA
Messenger RNA from Owenia fusiformis, 2524 nucleotides. Lineage: Eukaryota; Metazoa; Annelida; Polychaeta; Sabellida; Oweniidae. The record is from the annotation of a GenBank genome assembly.